CCAGAAAUCAUCUUCUUGCUUUCGAAACUCUUGUUUUUUCGUUCAAAAUGGAUGGUGGGCUUUCGCGAAGCAACUCGUUCACUGAUUCUGCAUCAACUAGCAGCUUUCUUGGAAAAAAAUAUGUUUGCAGGUGCGGUUUGGAUGCUGUUUUGAGAACGUCACUGACUUACCAAAACAUGGGAAGAAGAUUUUGGGGAUGCCCUAAAUUCGAGGUUGGGAAGGUUGGGAAGGCUGGGAAUGCAUGCGAUUUCUUCCACUUUCUUGAUGGUGAUGAGGUGAUUGAGGGAAGAGCCAGGGAUCUCCUGCUACGACUUAAAGAUAAGCAAAUUAGGCUUGAGAAAGAGAUUCAAAGUUACAAGGAAGAAAACGAAAAUCUUAUGGCUGAAAAGGCGAAACUGUUGCAGGAAAAUGCAGACUUGAUGUCCGAAAAUGGGAAAUUCUUGCAAGAAAAUGGUGACUUGAAGGUCCAAUGUGAGGCAUUCGUUAAGAAUAUCAAAGGCUUGGAGAAGAAAGUGAAGAGGAGUGAGAAGAUAUGUGUCAGAGCACUUAUAAGUUGUCAAAUAUUUUGUGUGGUUUGCAUUGUCUGUCUUCUUGUGUCUGUGUUUAUUGGGUUGCAUAGAUUGCAUUAACAUUGUUGGGAAAACUGGGAAAAUGACAGCAUGGGACUACUGUCUUUUGUGCAUUAUUUGCCUUUUUGCCUUUUUAUGUAAAAGGAAUGUAAUUCGUUCCCUAUAUAAAUGGCACAUGGUCUA
Messenger RNA from Rubroshorea leprosula, 752 nucleotides. Lineage: Eukaryota; Viridiplantae; Streptophyta; Magnoliopsida; Malvales; Dipterocarpaceae. The record is from the annotation of a GenBank genome assembly.